AUGUGGGAAAACCAGCAGUGCUCCUUCAACAUGGGAUUCUUGGAGAUUCGGGUCAUUGGGUUUCUGCCGGACCAGAACAUGGGCUCGCGUAUCGACUUUUCGAUGAAGGCUACGAUGUUUAUCUUGGAAAUUCUCGAGGCAACAAUUACAGUCGUCGUCAUAAGGAUCUCUGCCACAGAAUUACGAACUCUGUUCGGCCCAGACAAGGAUCGGGAAUUUUGGCGGUGGACCUUCAACGAUGUUGCAAAGUUUGAGAUUCCGGCGAUGAUUAAAAAAAUCUGCAAGAUUGCGAAGCAAGAUAAGAUCUGGUACAUCGCGCACAGCCAAGGAACGUUGUUGAUGUUUGUAAACCAAGAAGGCGAAGACCAGGAGACGAAGAAAAGACUUCAUGGAAUCAUUGCUCUCGCUCCGAUUUUGUCAUUGAAAAAUGUCAAGGGCGCCUGGAAAUCUUUGAUCAGUCAUUCAAAAUCAUUUAUGAAAAAUGGAGUCACUCAAAAAUACUUGGAUUGCGAGUUUUUACAGGGAACAAAACUUGCCCGAUAUCUCACUAAAAUCGGCAAAAAUUCUCCAUUGAUUCUGAAAGCAUGGGGUACGGGCAUCGCUCAAGAAUUCGCGUCUCACUAUGUCAACUUCAACCACAGGCGAUAUGUGCAAGAGAGAUUGCCUGUGUUUCUUUCACAUUCUCCUUCUGGAACAAGUCUGAGGAAUGUUGUUCAUUUCGGCCAGAAUAUUGGUAAAAAAAGGAUGGCGAAACUCGACUAUGGACCAAAAGGGAAUCAAUUGGAGUACAACAAGGAUAGUCCUCCUUUCUAUGACUGGUCAAAAAUCGACCUGCCUAUCCAUCUUUUCGUCGGAAGUUCCGAUUGGAUUGCAACCGUUAAAGAUGUUCAGCAAACGCGACCAAAUCUACGAAAUUCUACUUUAACAAUUAUUGAAGACUUCGAUCAUCUCGACUUUAUCUGGGGAAAAACAGCAAAAGAAGAUUUGCAUCCAAAAAUCAUUCAGAUUCUUAAAAAGGGGCCAUUAUAUUAA
This is a messenger RNA of Oikopleura dioica, 1032 nucleotides long. The record is from the annotation of a GenBank genome assembly. NCBI's taxonomy places the organism in Eukaryota, Metazoa, Chordata, Appendicularia, Copelata, Oikopleuridae.